Messenger RNA from Pistacia vera, 2035 nucleotides. RefSeq lists its product as uncharacterized. The transcript is spliced from 10 exons. Gene Ontology annotation, molecular function: calmodulin binding. NCBI's taxonomy places the organism in Eukaryota, Viridiplantae, Streptophyta, Magnoliopsida, Sapindales, Anacardiaceae. The record is from RefSeq and is a predicted model, not a curated record. The coding region runs from base 172 to 1668 and encodes 498 amino acids.
AUCAAAAACCCACUUGUUGAGCAGCUCUUCCAUUAGAAGAAGACUGAUAAAAUUUCCAAUCUUUUGUUUUCAGAAAAUUUGCUUGCUGAUUUUGAAAGAAAUAGAAACACUGUUAAGUGAUUUGGUUGUCAAUUGUUGAAAGAAAUAAGUACUGUUAAGUCGAGUUGAUCAAUGGAGAGCCAUUUGCAAGAAAACUUUGAUGUUAGAUCAAAACAUUCGUCCGCCGAGGUGUCGGAGAGAUGGAGAAAUCUCUUUGUAGUUGUCAAAAGUCCCAAACGAAGGUUUCGAUUCACUGCCAACCUCUCCAAACGUCACGAGGCUGAUGCUAUGCGCAAAACCAAUCAGGAAAAGUUGAAGAUUGCUGUUCUGGUUUCCAAAGCUGCAAUUCAAUUUCAUAUUGCUACUUUCAAAGCUAAUGCUCUAUCCCUUUUUCCUGAGACUAAAAGCUCUACACCCCUUUUGUCUGGGACUGAGAUCAAUCAAGAAGCACAUCACAUAAGAAAUGACUCAAGCCAAAAGGAUAGUACAGAGGAGGAAAAUAUCGACAACAUCCAUCCUAGUCAUGGUUCGCCCAUAGAAUCCGAGUGCUUCAGCUGCACGGAUGUUGAUAAGAGAAAAGAUAUUAGGAAAAAGGAUAAUUUCGAAGCUAAUGCUCCAUCCCCUCUUCCUGAGACCAAAAGCUCUACACCCUUUUUACUUAAGACUGAGAUCAAUCAUGAAGCACAUCACAUAAGAAAUGACUCAAGCAAAAAGUAUAGUAUAAAGGAGGAAAAUAUCGACGACAUCCAUCCUAGUCAUGGUUCGCGCACAGAUUUCAAGUACUUCAGCCGCAGGGAUGUUGAUCUGAGAACAAAUAUUAGGAAAAAGGAUAAUUUCGAAGCUAAUGCUCCAUCCUCUGUUCCUGAGACUAAAAUCUCUGCACCCCUUUUGCCUGAGACUGAGAUCAAUCAUUUAUCACAUCACAAAAGAAAUGACUCUAGUCAAAAGGAUAAUUUCAAAGCUAAUGCUCCAUCCCCUUUUCCUGAGACUAAAAGCUCUACACCCCUUUUGCUUGAGACCGAGAUCAAUCAUGUAUCACAUCGCAUAAGAAAUGACUCAAGUGAACAGGAUAGUACAGAGGAGGAAAAUAUCGAUGACAACCAUCCUCCUCAUGGUUCGCCCACAGAUUCUGAGUACUUUAGCUGCACGGAUGUUGAUCAGAGGACAAAUAUUAGAUUAAAGAAAUUGGAAUUGUCCAUGGUUGUUGCCAAUUUAGUUUGUGAGGUUUCAACAGUCAUUUUCGAUCAGCUUUCGUCUCCACACAAGUCCCUUUUUGCUCUAAUUGCUACACUGACAUCUUUCUUCACCGUAGGAUUUUGCAUUAUUGAGAUUUGUUGCAAGUGUAGUCAGGGAAAGUAUGUCUGGAACAUGGAAGGCAAGUUUUAUUGGUUUUAUAAUGCAGGAGAUGGCAAGCCUUUUGGUUCAGUACUGGAUAUCAUUGGAAUUGUUUCUGGCACCCUUCAGUUUAUUUUAACAGCUGUUGCUUAUGGGAUAUAUUAUUCUCAACAUGUUAAUAGUCCUAUUAAACUGCACAUUUGCUCCAUCGUCUUUGCUUUUGUUCUGUUAUGCUCAAAAAUUAUUGUUGAGAAGCAGAAGACAUGGCAGCAUUUUGAGAGCUCUGAAUGUUAGCACAUAGAUUAGAAAUUUUUGAAUUUGGACAGAUUGAUGGGAUGCAUUUCAAGUUCUAUUGGAAGAGAAAGCUGAAGGCAUUUCCCGAGUAUGUUUCAAAAAAUUCCUGUAUCCAAUCAGGUAUGCAGGAUGGAUUUGAUGUUGAAUGAUUGUUACUCUAAUUUCUUUCUUUCUUUUAUGAAACAUAUGUAGGACCUCCAUUUUAUAUUCAUUUGUAUGUAUAUCAAGCAACAUGAUCGAAUAAUGGGACUGGAUGGGUUUCGGCUGUUUUUGGGUGUGAUACCUGAUGAUAAGUAUUGGGUAGUUGGUUUUUAGAUAGCAAUGGAACAAUAUAUUCUAUCAGCUAAGAAAUUUCUGUCUUUGAAUU